Messenger RNA from Nylanderia fulva, 1614 nucleotides. NCBI's taxonomy places the organism in Eukaryota, Metazoa, Arthropoda, Insecta, Hymenoptera, Formicidae. The record is from RefSeq and is a predicted model, not a curated record.
AUGGAACAGGUUCGCGAUUCCACCUCGCGCCGUCGGCCUGUUUAUCUCCCUCACCAUCCCGUGAUCCGGGAAAGCAGCUCGACAACCAAAGUGCGCGUUGUAUUUAACGCUUCGAGUGUCACGUCCAACGGCUUUACUCUGAAUGAUUGCUUAUUAGUUGGGCCUAAGCUUCAAAACGAUCUCGGCGGAGUUUUGCUGAAUUGGCGUUUCUAUCGUUACGUCUAUCUGGCGGACAUUGAAAAAAUGUUCCGUCAGAUCCUAGUACAUCCCGACGAUGUAGAUUACCAGAGAAUCGUCUGGAGACCGAAUCCGCAAAGUCCGGUCCUAUCGUACCGUCUCCUCACGGUUACAUACGGCACGGCUAGCGCACCGUAUCUCGCGAUCCGUGUUCGACAUCAGCUUGCCGACGAUGAGUCUCGUCGCUUUCCGCAAGCUGCAAAAAUCCUUAAAAAUUCGGCCUACGUGGACGAUCUCUUAUUUGGUGCGAAUGACAUCGCGUCCGCUAUACAAUUGCGCGCUCAGCUUAACGAUUUGAUGCAUUCCGGCGGAUUUCACUUGAGAAAAUGGGCGGCUAACGAUCCACAACUCUUGUCAAUUAUUCCAUCCGGCGAUCACGAGUUAUCAUGCGAUCACGCAUUUGAAGAAAAUACAAGUCUAAAGGUCCUUGGCGUCGCUUGGCGCCCGACCGACGAUGUAUUCUUUUUUCGAACCACAGAAUUCACGGAAUCGCGAACCACGAAGCGGACCGUCCUAUCAUUUAUCGCGCGGCUAUUCGACCCCUUAGGUUGGGCGUCGCCCGUCGUAAUUGUAGCGAAAAUACUGAUGCAGGAUCUGUGGCUUCAAAAAAUCGAUUGGGAUGAGAUUAUUCCCGCGUCACUUCUGCAAAGAUGGCAAGAUUACGUUAGCAGUCUUCCUAAGCUUUCUAAUUGCCGUAUGCCACGUUGGCUUAAUACCUACGAUCCCGAUCACGCGGUGGAGAUUCACGGAUUCGCCGACGCGUCACAGCGUGCCUACGCUGCUGUCGUCUAUUUACGGGUUCGCCACUCGCCUAAUCGAAUUUCGGUUUCGCUGCUCGCUGCCAAAUCAAAAGUGGCGCCCUUAAAAACGAUUGCCAUUCCCCGCCUGGAACUUAUGGCUAUCGUACUCCUAGCACGUUUAAUAAAUCACGUUUUAGGCGUGCUCGAGAAUCCGGAUAUACCGAUUUACGGCUGGACAGAUUCCACCGUCGCACUAGCGUGGUUGGAAUUCGCGACUCUUUUGUGCCAAAUCGAAGCCUGCCUUAACUCCCGUCCUCUCGCCGCAUUGACAAGCGAUCCGGACUCCUUCGAGGCGCUCACACCGGGGCACUUCCUGAUAGGUCGCCCCCUUUUGAGUGCACCGGGAGAGUCUGUCUUAGAAAUUAAUGAGAAUCGUUUGUCAAGAUGGCAAAGGGUGCAGGCCAUGCACGAACAAUUUUGGAAAGCAUGGUCUUCUGAUUACUUGCACACGCUUCAUCAGAGGCAGAAAUGGCGAACGGUAGAACCACCGAUUAAAAUUAACGACCUCGAACACCCGAUGAUCGUUCUUUCGGCUUCCCAGAGGAAUAUCAGCCAGCACAUUUACACACAGAGCUGA